Molecule: messenger RNA, 211 nt
Organism: Scutellospora calospora
Lineage: Eukaryota; Fungi; Glomeromycota; Glomeromycetes; Diversisporales; Gigasporaceae
Source: the annotation of a GenBank genome assembly
AGGUUUUGCUGCUACUAUAGAAUUUUUGAUAGAUAUUGGUAAUGAUGCACCUAAAUCUUACAAAUUUACUGGACAAUUGUUUUGUGGUGCACGACUUGAUUCAAGGGAUGUAUCAGAUUUGCUUAAACCUUUGUCGGAUAUAGAUGAUAAAGGUCUAGAAAAAGUAAUGGAUGGAUAUUUAAAUGCAUUAAAGGUCGACUCGGUAUUCUGA